ACCCGCACCCGGCACCUGCCCCGCACCUUGCUCCGGGUCCGGAGCACCUUGCACCGCGUCCUGCCCCGCACCGGGCGCUCCGUGCCCGUCGCCACCGUCGCCCCCCGCCGCCCCCCGGCCAUGCCCGCGCCCCGCCGGCUCUGAGCGCGGCCGGAAUGGAGCGGGAGGGCGGCGGCCCGGGGCCCCCCGCGCCCCACGAGCCCAUCAGCUUCGGCAUCGACCAGAUCCUGGGCGGCCCCGAGCCCACGGGGCCGCACCGGGCGGCGGCAGAGCCCGACUACGGGCUCUACGGCAGCGGCUACGGCCCCACCGGUCCGCUCGGUUCCUACAACCUCAACAUGAGCAUGAACGUGAGCGUGAACGUGACCCCCGCGCCCGCCGCGCCGCCCGCCGGAGUCAUCCGCGUCCCGGCGCACCGGCCCGCGCCCGCCCCGGCGCCCGCCGCUCCGCCGCCGGGGCCCGCGCUACCGGGGCUCACCUUCCCCUGGAUGGAGACCACGCGCCGCAUCGCCAAGGACCGGCUCUCAGCCGCGCUGUCGCCCUUCGCGGUCACGCGGCGCAUCGGGCACCCGUACCAGAACCGGACGCCGCCCAAGCGCAAGAAGCCGCGGACAUCCUUCUCCCGGGUGCAGAUCUGCGAGCUGGAGAAGCGCUUCCACCGGCAGAAAUACCUGGCCUCGGCCGAGCGUGCCACCCUGGCCAAGGCCCUCAAGAUGACGGACGCCCAGGUCAAGACCUGGUUCCAGAACCGCCGCACCAAGUGGAGGCGUCAGACGGCGGAGGAGCGCGAGGCGGAGCGGCAGCAGGCCAACAGGCUGAUGCUGCACCUGCAGCAGGAGGCUUUCCAGAAGAGCCUGGCGCAGCCGCUGCCGCAGGACCCGCUCUGCAUGCACAACUCCUCGCUCUACGCCCUGCAAAACCUCCAGCCCUGGGCCGAGGACAACAAGGUGACGUCGGUCUCGGGGGUGGCCUCUGUGGUGUGAGGGCCUUGGGUGCUGCUGACGUGCCUGGAGGUGGCAGUGGGAGCCCGCUGGGCUCUGAGCCUGGACCAUGGCAGGGAAGGGGCUGCAGCUUCCUGGGAGCUCCCCACUGGCAGCCCCCUCCCUGCCAUGGGGAGCCCCCCAGGACCACCCAGGAGGGAGGCCGUGCCCCUGUGGUUGGACUCAAAGCUUCACCAAACCCCACCUGGAGCACUGCUGGGUGUAGCCCCCUGCGUGGACCCCCAGGAGCCCAGAGCAGGGCCCCCAUGCCCUAUGGACCUCUGCAGCCCCCUGUCUGACCCCCAGGAGCCCAGGGCUGGGCCCCAGCACCCCAUGGAUGUCUGUAGCUCCCUGCUCAGACCCGUGAGAGCCAACGGCUGGGUCUCUACACCCCACGGACACCUGCAGCUCCCUGCCUGCACCCCUGGGAGCCCAGGGAUGGGCCCCCACACCUGGCAGGGUUCUGCAGCCUCCCCCACCAGCACCUCCGUGGGUCACACUGGCUCCAUUUAGACCCCACAGCCUCCAGCCCACCUGGAGCAGGGUGGGGCGUGGACCUCCCAUUCCUGGUGCUGGUGCUGACAGCCGGGUCUGCACCGCCCGCACCACUUGCCUUAUUCCGGUCGGAGUUUGCCACCUCCGGCUUCCAUCUGUGCCCUCCAGGCUGGAUGAAGGACUUGGCCACCCCGGCCUCACCCCGUGGUGGGACAGACUGAUGGUCUGGGCCCCCGGCCCCCCACCCACUGCUCUGUCAGCUCCCUGAGCCUGGACAUGUCCUUGCAGCCCCCCGCCGUGGACUCUCGGGGUGCCCCCCGUGCUGACGGAUUGCACCAGUCCCUGACUCCCCCGGGACUGCCAUCACCUCCCACAGACCGAGCCUUGGUGUGACCCACAGGACACUCGUGGGGUGUGGAGGGGCUGAAUCCCCCUUCUUCUGGCAAAUCUCUGCACCCCCUCCCCAGUGACCCCCUAAGUGGGGAUUCCCCCCGCCGGGACCAUCCAGCCCGACUCCAGCCCCUGCUGAUGAUGAUGGAGGGAAUGAAGGGGAUGCGGGGGGGCAACAGCGGUGGCCUUGACCCUGAACUCGACCUUGCCCCCCACCCCGCCGCUAUCCGCAAUACCGCAGCCCCUCACCCCACUUUUGGGGGACAGGCUUCUGCCGGCUCCCCCUCUCUAUUGCUACCGGGAGGAGUCGGACACCCGGUACCGGCGGGAUUGGCUGCGGUUCCGUGACGCGGAGGGGUGGAACCGCAUUACCACCGGGAUGAGUGCGGCCGAGGGCCGGCCCCGGUGCCGGUGGGGCGGCGGCGAGGCGGUGCUUCGUGCCCGUGCUGAGGCCGCCGGUUACCGGAGGCUGCUGCGAGCCCGAGCCGCCGAGGUGGAGGCGUUGCGGGGGGCGGUGGGCGCGUUACACCGGCAGCUGGAGGGGCUGCGGGACCGGCGGA
This is a messenger RNA of Parus major (Great Tit), 2425 nucleotides long. RefSeq names its product T cell leukemia homeobox 2 (gene TLX2). Gene Ontology annotation, biological process: regulation of transcription by RNA polymerase II; animal organ development. The transcript is spliced from 3 exons. The record is from RefSeq and is a predicted model, not a curated record. Gene Ontology annotation, cellular component: nucleus. Gene Ontology annotation, molecular function: DNA-binding transcription factor activity, RNA polymerase II-specific; RNA polymerase II cis-regulatory region sequence-specific DNA binding. Lineage: Eukaryota; Metazoa; Chordata; Aves; Passeriformes; Paridae. Bases 156 to 983 code for a protein of 275 amino acids.